GGAGUCCCAAUAAUCUAAAGCAAUCUGUAAGGACCUGACCUUAGUCCAUCCAGAUCAAUAGGGAAGUGAGGGUGGAAAGAAGAAGAAGAGGAAGAAAUAAGGGGCGCAAACCGGAUCGUUUACACUGGCAGUUCCCGAGGAAAUAUAGACUUCCCUUGCUUGCACCUUUUGUUGCUCACAUGCUCACACUGUAAAAGUGGAUAUCGAGGCAAUUCCCCUGCUUUGUGUGGCUGCAGCAGACUUUUUUCCCGUUUCCUACCACCAUGUCUUUCCCUCAGCUGGGAUAUCAGUACAUCCGACCGAUAUACCCGCCGGAGCGCCAGGGGAUCUCCAGCAAUGCCCGGGCCGGGACAGAGCUCAGUCCGUCCGGCGCGCUCUCCAACGUCCUCUCCUCCAUGUAUGGAUCUCCUUUCGCCGCAGCAGCGCAGGGCUAUGGAGCGUUUCUGCCCUACUCAAACGAUAUAUCAAUUUUCAAUCAGUUGGGUGCUCAGUAUGAGCUGAAAGACAGUCCCGGGGUCCAGCACCCAGGUUUUGCCCACCACCACCCUGCGUUUUACCCAUAUGGCCAAUAUCAGUUCGGUGACCCGUCCAGACCCAAAAACGCCACGAGGGAGAGCACCAGCACCCUGAAGGCCUGGCUCAGCGAGCACCGAAAGAACCCCUACCCCACUAAAGGAGAGAAGAUCAUGCUGGCCAUCAUCACCAAAAUGACCCUCACACAAGUGUCCACCUGGUUCGCCAACGCCAGGCGGAGGCUAAAGAAGGAGAACAAGAUGACCUGGGCCCCUCGGAACCGCACCGACGAAGAGGGGAAUGUUUACGGCAGCGAUCACGAGGGGGAGGAGGGGGACAAGAGGGAGGACGAGGAGGAGAUCGACCUGGAGAACAUCGACACGGAAAAUAUUGAAAACAAGGACGACUUGGACGACCAGGACGACCUGCAUUCAGAUAUGAAACUAGACGGGAGGAGUGACUCUGAGAUUUCUGACGGCUAUGAGGAUUUACAAGGGCCCCCAGACCACCAGAGGUUUCUGAAGGCUGUGGGGAAAGAGGGCAAAGACGUUGAGAGAGGAGCAGAGCACUUCCACCACCAUCAUCAUCAUCACUUGGACACAAAAGCGUCCCAAGCAAACGGUGAGCAGCUCAAACUGAACGCGGUAUCCGUGAGCUCACCGGAAAACAUCCCUGCCCCGGUCCAGAAGCCAAAGAUCUGGUCUUUGGCAGAGACAGCCACGGCCCCUGACAAUCCCCGCAAAUCGCCACAAAUGAACGGCAGCCACUCCGCAGGGCCCGCCGGCGCUCAGACCAUAAUGGCCCCUCAUAGACUUAUCUCUUCUUGUCCCGUUGGGAAAAUCCAGAACUGGACGAACCGAACCUUCUCGGCGCAUCAGCUGGCAUUACUGAACUCUAACCAUUACUUGGGACUCGCAAACCAGGCCACAGCCACCGGCCUGGCCCUGUACAGCAGCAGCAGGCAAACGGAGGACAAGAGUCAUAGUUCAGAGACUUCAGUCACAGGUACAUGUCCCCGACACUGAGACGCGCAUGUAUAAAUUACUACAAAAACAAAGACACUAGCCCAUUGACCGUCAUUCAUUUCUAUUAUUUUAGACCUCCCGUUUCCUCCUUUGCCUGUUCCUGGAUUUUUGUUCUCUCUAUAGGCCACACAGAUGAACAGUGUUAUAGUUUACAGUGUGUGUGAUGUAUGAGUGUGUGUGUGGAGUGUGUUUGUCCGAGAGGAUUAUUGAAACCUCAUCAGAAAGCAUUUAUGAAAAAAAAAGUUGAAUUGGGUGAAAACUGUUUUCAUGCCCCUUCCUGUCUUUAUUUGGUAUUGUUACAUCCAUAUGGUAGGCUAUUAAGGCCCAUGUGCUUGUAUUCAAUGGUUUACAUAAAUCCCUCAACCUAUUAAAACAACUCGACACUAAAUUCACUGAAACCCAGGAUGGGGUAUGAUAAUAGGCGUUUUAAUUAUUGCUUUUUUAAUUUCGAUUGCCACAAUUUCAGAGAGAUCUAGUGCCUUGGAUGCAGAGAAAAAGUUGUUAAAACAGCUUUCCACCCACUUCAAAGAUAGCGAGGCUGUCACUAAUGACAUUUGGGAAUUUUCUUUUUGAUGCCAUUUCGCAUUAUUCUUUUUUUAAACGCCAUAUUUACCCAAAUUAGCUUUUAUUCUAAGAUUUGUUUUUAUCCCUGUGUGUGUGCGCUUGUGUUAUUUCGUCAAGGCCUAUGUUACACUUACUUGUUUGGUCAUGCAAAUGAGCUCAAUGCAAAUUCACUACAGGCUCGUUGUUAAAAGGCAAUUGUCACUUUUAUAUCACUUUGUUUUUUAGCUCUUCCUAAGGCUAUUAUUAGUAGGAUUUAUUUUCUUUUUUUUUAAGAUCACUACAUAAAAAAGGUAUGUUACCCCUGUGUAUUUCAGGCCUCUGAACCCACUAGCAGCAGCGGUGCUUCUCUCGGCUCUCUCCUCUGCAUUACCUCUCACCCAUCCUCUUUAUUCUUUCUGUUUUAUUUUAAUUUGAAUAUGGAAUGUAAAAUAAGAAUAAUACAUCUCUGUAUACUUACAUUGUAAGCAUGUCCUGUGUAAAACUGCUAAUGUAAUAAUGUAUGAACCUGUAGUCUGUGAGUUUUUCUUUUCUUUUUGUAAGUUCUGUGAGGAUUUGAUGUUCAAAUGUUUUGUAUAUAAAGUUAAGAAUAUGUACAUACU
Messenger RNA from Trematomus bernacchii (emerald rockcod), 2701 nucleotides. RefSeq names its product iroquois homeobox 3a (gene irx3a). The coding region runs from base 264 to 1538 and encodes 424 amino acids. Gene Ontology annotation, molecular function: RNA polymerase II cis-regulatory region sequence-specific DNA binding; DNA-binding transcription factor activity, RNA polymerase II-specific. The record is from RefSeq and is a predicted model, not a curated record. The transcript has 2 exons. Lineage: Eukaryota; Metazoa; Chordata; Actinopteri; Perciformes; Nototheniidae. Gene Ontology annotation, biological process: regulation of transcription by RNA polymerase II; cell development; neuron differentiation. Gene Ontology annotation, cellular component: nucleus.